This is a messenger RNA of Oryctolagus cuniculus (rabbit), 778 nucleotides long. It is a transcript of the gene IL2, whose product is annotated as interleukin 2. The record is from RefSeq and is marked provisional. Gene Ontology annotation, cellular component: extracellular region. Gene Ontology annotation, biological process: immune response. Gene Ontology annotation, molecular function: interleukin-2 receptor binding; growth factor activity. NCBI's taxonomy places the organism in Eukaryota, Metazoa, Chordata, Mammalia, Lagomorpha, Leporidae.
AUCACGCUCUGUAAUCACUACUCACAGUAACCUCAACUCUUGCCACAAUGUACAAAGUACAACUCUUGUCUUGCAUUGCACUAACUCUUGCACUCCUUACAAGCAGUGCACCUACUUCAAGUUCUACAAAGGAAACACAGGAACAACUGGAUCAGCUACUGCUGGAUUUACAGGUGCUUUUGAAAGGAGUUAAUGAUUAUAAGAAUUCCAAACUUUCCAGGAUGCUCACAUUCAAAUUUUAUAUGCCCAAGAAGGUCACAGAAUUGAAACAUCUUCAGUGUCUAGAAGAAGAACUCAAACCUCUGGAGGAAGUGCUUAACUUAGCUCAAGGCAAAAACUCUCAUGGGGGAAAUACCAGAGAAUCAAUCAGCAAUAUUAAUGUAACAGUUCUGAAACUAAAGGGAUCUGAAACAUUCAUGUGUGAAUACGAUGAGACAGUUACCAUUGUAGAAUUUCUGAACAGAUGGAUCACCUUUUGUCAAAGCAUCAUCUCAGCAUCGAGUUCAUAAUUAAGUACCUCCCAUUCAAAACAAAUUAGACUUUUUAUUUAUUUAAAUAUUUAAAGUUUAUAUUUAUUUUUGGAUGUAUUGUUUGCUACCUUUUGUAACUAUUAAUCUUCAGAUUAUAAAAAUGGAUCUUUUAAGAUUCUUUUUUGUAAGCCCUAGGGGCUCUAAAAUGGCUUCACUUAUUUAUCCCAAAGUAUUUAUUAUAUUGAAUUAUUAACUAUAUGUCUAUGUAGCUUAAUUAAUAAUGUUAUUUAAUAAAGUUGGUGAAUAUC